Molecule: messenger RNA, 2694 nt
Organism: Colossoma macropomum (tambaqui)
Lineage: Eukaryota; Metazoa; Chordata; Actinopteri; Characiformes; Serrasalmidae
Product: adenosine receptor A1-like
Exons: 2
Coding region: 440-1423 (327 amino acids)
Biological process (GO): G protein-coupled adenosine receptor signaling pathway
Cellular component (GO): synapse; membrane; dendrite
Molecular function (GO): G protein-coupled adenosine receptor activity
Source: RefSeq, a predicted model, not a curated record
UUGAAAAGGCACUCUGGCAGUUUGGCUUGCUUGUGUUGCUGCUGCUACCUCACUCAUUGUAGUUAGUUUACUAUCAGUUGUGGCUAGUUGUAGGUCCUGCUUUCGGACGAUCCGCAUACCAUGGAUGUAUCCACUCGUGAACAGUCUGAAAUGAGUUAUCCUUAGCGGAGGGACUGGACUGAACAUGACCAGACAGAGAAAGCAUGUUUUCCAAAUCUCCAGACAGACAGACAGACAGACAGGCAGAGAGGCAGAGUUCGCCCGGGUUUUGUUGAGUGAAGACCGGUCUGUUUUCUCUUCACCCUCGCUAUGAAGGACCGUCUCGACCUCUCCGUUGCCGGAGCUCCUCGGAAACGCUUAACGGACAACUGACGAGAAAGUGAAGGAAGUUUGAAGCUCGUCCAUCACCGGCUGACCUUGGUCGUCGAUCUUCGCCAGGAUGCCCGAUGAACUGACACCUGUCCUCUACGUGGUAAUGGAAGUGGCCAUCGCCAUCUCUUCUGUGAUCGGGAACGUGAUGGUGGUCUGGGCGGUGAGAAUGAACCGCUCGCUGCGGGACACGACCUUCUACUUCAUCGUCAGCCUGGCCCUGGCUGACAUCGCGGUGGGCGCGCUGGUCAUCCCGCUGGCCAUCACCAUCAGCAUCGGGCUCACGACUCAUUUCUACAGCUGCUUGCUGGUGGCCUGCACGGUGCUCGUCCUGACGCAAAGCUCCAUCCUAGCUCUCCUCGCUAUUGCCAUUGACCGCUACCUGAGGGUCAAGAUACCUAUGAGCUAUAAGCGGGUGGUGACACCGAAACGAGCCGGGACAGCGGUGGUCGUAUGCUGGAUGGUGGCCAUCAUUGUGGGCCUGACUCCUAUGUUGGGCUGGAACAACUUGGCGAAGGUAACCAACAACUCCGCCAACCUACUUAUCACCUGCCGGUUUGAAACAGUCAUCAGCAUGGAGUAUAUGGUCUACUUCAACUUCUUCGGCUGGGUGCUGCCCCCACUUGUCCUAAUGCUGCUUAUAUAUGCGGAGAUCUUCUACAUGAUCCACAAACAGCUUAAUAAGAAAGUGACGGCCAGCCAGACUGACCCCAGCCGUUAUUAUGGCAAAGAGUUGAAACUGGCCAAAUCUCUCGCUCUUGUGCUAUUUUUGUUUGCUAUUAGCUGGCUGCCACUGCACAUUCUAAACUGCAUCACUCUCUUCAGCCCAAACUUGGAGAAAAAGAUCCUCAUCUACAUCGCUAUUUUGCUUAGUCACGGCAACUCAGCUGUCAACCCCAUUGUGUAUGCCUUCCGCAUCAAGAAGUUCCGCAACGCUUUCCUCAAGAUCUGGAAGCAGUACUUCUGCUGCAGGGAAAUGUCCCGUCAGGCCAAUCGAGGCAGCCAGCGAAGGGAGAGCCAGGAGAGGAGAGUGAGACGUAACAUUGACAUUUGAUCCCACACUGGAGCCUUGGGGUACACCCCUGUCUAGUAGGAGGUCUGCUAUGGUGAUUAUUUUUGGUGGACGUCUUCAUGGGAAUGAAGUGUGGGUGAGCUGCUGUCAGUUUAUCCUUAGCAUCUAGGCCAGUGACCCUAUGAUGUUUUGACCCCACACUGUAAAAUAAUAUUCUGUUAUAUUCAAGCUAACGUUGAGACCAAACAUCAACCAUGGCAUUUCCCCCGAAAUAUUCACUAUAGUCACAUAGUCAAUGGUGCGAUGAAUGUAGCCCACCAUCUGUGAAGGCCCAUCAAAUAUAUGAAAACUGCCUGUUUUAGUGGAAGCGCCACACAGUCCAAAUGGCAUUCAUUUGUGGCAAGCACUGGUUCUGAUGAGACUCGCAAGCCUUACUGCAACUACUGUGAAGUGCUUUAAACCACAACAGGCAUUAACUAGACAAAGUGUCAGAGUUGGCUUGGGGAAAUGUCAGUAAGCCACCUGUCCUGCAUUUUAUUACAUGUUUCUUUUGAGUCAGUGGCACUGCAGUAUUAAGAGUCAUACCUUUUAUGAGUCUGAACUAGAUCUUCUUGUGGAAGGACACGGAGAACACGAUUUGAUGAAGUAACGUUUUCAACUGACAAAUCCAAUUCCUUGGAAGAUGAAUGGUUUUAUUAGAGCGGCGAAUUGCAAUUUAUCGCGCUCCAUAAUCAUAAACAGACAAACAUGCAGUCAAGACGAUUGCUUCCUUUGCCUUAAACAGAACUUUGAUCUGCUUGAUCCACUCCUUUGCUGCUUGAAAUGAAAUUUCAGUCAUGUUUUACAAAUAUUUUUAUUUUAUCUAAUGUUUAUUAUGAUUUGUUGCCAGAAAAGGUUUACUCAUCUCAUUUGUAUUACAGCUGUGACUACAGUAAGCACUGGAAGAUGCAGUAGAGUAACUCGGCAGUUAAUAAUAUUUUUUUCGUAUCUUCUUGUAUGUAAGUGUCCAAGUCUAACAGCUACCUUGUAUAAUGUAUUGGAAGCGCACCACUUGAUCAUACCUUGCUUGAUUAUCUUUUUGAGGAACGGUUAUGAGCAUAAUGUGCUUAACUGUAGACCAACCAAGCAUUUGAUAUCUGUAAUGCUUUGAGCAGGAGAACCGAGAAGCAAGUGUGAAACAACAGACAAGACAGAACCAUGAAUAAACCUAGUUUGAACGAUAUUAACCAAGAUGGCUGGUAUUGUUUUUAUGUUCAGCCAAUAACCCAUACUGUGAUGCUCAGCUCGCAAGGAGCAGUACCUUGUACUAUAUA